Messenger RNA from Brettanomyces bruxellensis, 1542 nucleotides. RefSeq lists its product as uncharacterized. The record is from RefSeq and is a predicted model, not a curated record. Gene Ontology annotation, cellular component: SAM complex; outer membrane. The coding region runs from base 1 to 1542 and encodes 513 amino acids. Lineage: Eukaryota; Fungi; Ascomycota; Pichiomycetes; Pichiales; Pichiaceae. Gene Ontology annotation, biological process: protein insertion into mitochondrial outer membrane. The transcript has a single exon.
AUGACGAAUGGAAAAAACUUCACGGAAGAUUUCAUGGAGUCAUUUUCGACAGAUGAAAGUAAUCCUAAAGCACCAAGGGAAAAUUUGGCCUGGCAACAACAAAAUUCGGUGGCUGAAUAUAAUAAAAAUGUAUUCAAUGAUCUUCUUACCGAAAAUAAGACAAGACCCGUCAGAGUGCAACGUGUGAAUGUGGUAGGGUGUGGAAAAAACUUUAGAGACUCGUUUUUGCAACGACAACUUGAACCACUAUUGAAUCAUAAUGAACACUUGACGAUGCAGGAUUUUCUUAAAAAUGUUGAUCUUACCACCACAAACUUUACAAAGACAAACACCAUUCGAAACAUUGGUCUUUCAAUUGCUAUGCCUCAAACAAAAUCCCCAUUCACCUCCUCAGAUACGCUUGAAAUUAUCCCAACAUUGAAUGUAUUACCGGUGAAACGAUUUUUUAUGAAGGUGGGAACAGAUGUUGGAAACGGUGAAGGUGAUGGGUAUCUUGCUCUUCAAUGGAAAAAUAUAUUUGGAGGAGGAGAAUUCAUUUCUUUCGAUACAAGCAUGUCCUCAAAUCGAAUAGGCGCAAAAAACAGAUCGCAGAAUUUAGUCAGCUUUAGCAUGCCGAUCAACAACAGCCCAAACUUGAAAUGGACUACUAUUGGUUACCAAUCUUCCAGAUUAAUCGAUUAUACAACGUAUCACGAGGAAUUUGCGCUGGGAGUGACAAAUAGAUUAAGUACAAAUUACUAUCCUGCUGAAAAGAAAUUGAACCACGAAUUGUCAUUUGAAAAUUUGUUGAGAGGAAUAAACAUGGCCUACUCCCCAAAUAACUAUAGGGGUAACUCGUUGAUAAACGACUUCUUUCUUUUGAAUGCUGGUCAUUCUCUCAAAUCAAGUCUCACAUACUCUGUACAGUACGACUCUAGAAAUUCUCCCACUGUUCCGCAUCAGGGCCAAUACGUGAAGGUCUCGAGUGAAUUUUCACUCUUGCCGGGUAAUAGAUACAUAAAAUCGUGCCUUGACACGAUGUCGGCCUAUCCAAUCAGUAACACUGCCUCUGUCAAUCUUAGUUUAAAGUCUGGCAUCAUUAACAAAUUCAAUAUUAACCCAGUCAAUCCCCUGGACAAAUUUCAUCUUGGUGGUCCAAAUGACGUCAGAGGCUUCAUGCUAUCUGGAAUGGGCCCAAAGCAAAUGGGUAUGUCAAUAGGUGGAGAUGCUUUUUUUGCUGCAGGUGCAAGUCUUAUCAAUAAGAUUCCGUAUGCUCCAAACGAUUCCAACUUCAAAAUGCACUCGUUUGUUAAUGUGGGAAAGCUCAUUAACAUUUCGAAGAAGACACACGUUGCUAAGGAGUUAACUACGAAUGUUGAUAUGAGCAUUGGUCUUGGUAUAGUAUAUGCUCAUCCUGCAGCAAGACUAGAGCUUAAUUACGUUCUUCCGAUGUGGCACAUCAAGGUGAAGAUGUUAGAACUGGUUUACAGUGGGGAAUCGGACUUUCUUUCCUAUAAAUAUUUCCAUCGUUUUAAUGAAUAUGCAUGUAUGACUGAAAAAUAG